AAAGAAUGAAUAACUUCUGAGUCUCGCCCUUUCGCUUCUGUUCCCAAAAUCAAAGUUCUUUAUCAUUACCACCCACAAAUCUCCACAAUCAAAAGAUGUUCCGGCAAGCCUCACGCCUUUUGGCUCGAGCCAUCACAUUGACUAGGUCUCGAGCCUUCUCCUCCGAAGUCCCCGCCACCCCCACCGCCGACUCUGCCUUCAUCGACUCAUGGAAAAAAAUCAUACCAAACAUGGAACCACCCAACACUCCAUCGUCUUUCAUGGUCACUCGCCCGCAAACUCCCACCUCCAUCCCUUCUAAGCUCACUGUCAACUUCGUUCUUCCUUACGCAUCUGAGCUGUCCGCCAAGGAGGUUGACAUGGUCAUUAUUCCAGCAACAACAGGUCAAAUGGGUGUUUUGCCUGGGCAUGUACCGACAAUUGCAGAACUAAAGCCUGGGGUCUUAUCUGUUCAUGAAGGAAAUGAGACUAAGAAAUAUUUUCUUAGCAGUGGGUUUGCGUUUAUCCAUGCAAAUUCAGUUGCUGAUAUAAUCGCAGUUGAAGCUGUUCCAGUUGACCUCGUUGAUCCAAGCUUGGUCCAGAAGGGGCUUGCAGAAUUCACUCAGAAGCUGAGUUCUGCUACCACUGACUUGGAGAAAGCUGAAGCCCAGAUAGGGGUUGAUGUUCACAGUGCACUGAACUCUGCCUUGAUGGGCUAACGUUUUUCUUCUGCCUCCAGGUUUUGUCAUUUUGGUUUGUUUUGAGCUUCACUGACUGUUCAGUCUUCCAUCUAUUUAUUAUCAGGCCACUUAGAUUUGUCUAAGAUGUUAUUAUCGUGAUCAUCUGAAGGUUAAAAUAAAUUUAAGAAGCAAGUAUCUCAAUCACUCUUUACUUUUUUUGAACCAAAAAAAAAAACAAUUAUUGCUCUUUGCUAUAAGUGGAAGUCACCCAGAAUAUUAUUCUUUGGACUGGAACAAAUCAAUGUGAUGUAGGUUUGAAAUGAUGAUUAUGUAUUCAGAAGUUUUGAAGGAA
Mangifera indica (mango) is the source of this 1011-nucleotide messenger RNA. RefSeq names its product ATP synthase subunit delta', mitochondrial-like. The transcript is spliced from 2 exons. Gene Ontology annotation, molecular function: proton-transporting ATP synthase activity, rotational mechanism. Gene Ontology annotation, biological process: proton motive force-driven ATP synthesis. NCBI's taxonomy places the organism in Eukaryota, Viridiplantae, Streptophyta, Magnoliopsida, Sapindales, Anacardiaceae. The coding region runs from base 96 to 698 and encodes 200 amino acids. The record is from RefSeq and is a predicted model, not a curated record.